AGUGACACAAGAACCAUCGUGUCCUGAGAGAGUGCAACUAGUUUUAUUUGUCAGAAUUACAAAUACAGCACACGUGAAACCGUGGGAAACAGCUAGUUCAUAAUAAUUGAAUAUUUAUAAUAUUCAUUCGUGUAUAUAAGCCAUAAAUAAAUUAUUAUAAAUUAAAGCUGAUCACGUAUUAUAUACCCGCUGUAUAUGAAUAAUUUAACGCAAACCUACAUAAGUAACUGGACUUAUUUACUCCAAGUACUUACUCGAAGACGUGAAGAAUGGAGUGGCUCCGAAAAUAUUACCACACAGUUUUCUACGAUAGAGCGGAUCAGAGGGUCAAAGAUUGGCUGUUCAUGACGUCACCAUGGCCAAUCGUGGCGAUCCUAACGACUUAUCUGCUGCUCAUCAAGUUUAUUCUGCCCAUCUACAUGAGGAACAAGAGACCUUACAGUUUGAAAGGCGUUAUAAAAAGCUACAACGUGACUAUGAUUGUUUUCAACUUGGUCGUUGCUUGGGGGAUAGCAACGUCAGGUUGGACAACCACAUACCAUUUCGGAUGCGUUCUACCAGAUUAUACCACGAAACCGGAACCAAUGAGGAUGCUCACUUUCAUGUGGUGGACAUUGACUAUCAAGAUGACAGAGCUAUUGGAGACCGUAAUAUUUUUGUUGAGAAAAAAAAAUCAACAGGCCUCGUUCCUUCACGUGUACCAUCACGUCAUCUCUUUGGUUAUGAUAUGGUGUGGUGUCAAAUAUAUUGGAGGUGGCAUGGCUUCCUUCCCGGUAAUGAUCAACAGUGGAGUACACGUAGUGAUGUACUGCUACUAUUUACUGUCAGCUGACGGCAGCCCACGGGUUAAGGCAUAUCUGCACAGGUACAAGAAAUGGUUGACAAUUAUACAAAUGGUUCAAUUUACAGUCUUAUUGGCACACGCAUUGCAGGCAUUCCUACCAAGCUGCCCGGCCCCCCUCACUAUAGCGUAUAUGUAUUUGCCAAAUGUACUAAUUGUAUAUUACAUGUUCUAUGAAUUUUUUAAAAAGAAUUACAGUGAAAAUCAUAAAAUUAGUAAAUAAUGUUACGGCUAGUUGAUAUGUUUCAACCUUAGAUUUGUGUUUAAUUUUUAUCAACAAUUAACUAGAUUCAGAAAAUUAGCACCUAAAUAAAAAAAAAAUGCAGUAA
Bombyx mori (domestic silkworm) is the source of this 1170-nucleotide messenger RNA. RefSeq names its product elongation of very long chain fatty acids protein 7. Gene Ontology annotation, cellular component: endoplasmic reticulum membrane. The coding region runs from base 270 to 1064 and encodes 264 amino acids. The transcript has 6 exons. Gene Ontology annotation, biological process: fatty acid elongation, saturated fatty acid; very long-chain fatty acid biosynthetic process; fatty acid elongation, monounsaturated fatty acid. Gene Ontology annotation, molecular function: fatty acid elongase activity. NCBI's taxonomy places the organism in Eukaryota, Metazoa, Arthropoda, Insecta, Lepidoptera, Bombycidae. The record is from RefSeq and is a predicted model, not a curated record.